Messenger RNA from Neomonachus schauinslandi (Hawaiian monk seal), 1812 nucleotides. Its product is annotated as aryl hydrocarbon receptor-like. The transcript is spliced from 13 exons. The record is from RefSeq and is a predicted model, not a curated record. Bases 1 to 1812 code for a protein of 603 amino acids. Gene Ontology annotation, biological process: regulation of transcription by RNA polymerase II. Gene Ontology annotation, molecular function: protein dimerization activity; transcription cis-regulatory region binding; nuclear receptor activity. Lineage: Eukaryota; Metazoa; Chordata; Mammalia; Carnivora; Phocidae. Gene Ontology annotation, cellular component: aryl hydrocarbon receptor complex; nucleus.
AUGUACCAAUUCCCGGACCUGCUGAGGGAUCGGCAGGCGCUGGGCGGCUACGCCCCGGGCCCGCGCCCCUUUGUGCGGCCGCGGGCGGGCACCAUGCUGUCCACCGCGGGCAGGUAUGCGGUGAAGAAGAGGAAAAAGCCGGUGCGAAGGAGACCCAGGCCUGGCGUCAACCGGUCUUCAGAGGGCUUCCUCAGGGACGCGGAGACCCCGGAGCCUGGCGGCACAACCCCCAGGGGCGCAGGGUUCCCAGCGCAUGGGGGCGGCUUUCCUCCAGAGGGAGCCAAGUCCAACCCUUCUAAACGGCACCGGGACCGCCUGAAUCAAGAGCUGAGCAAACUGACCAACUUGCUUCCCUUCCCCGAGGAUGUGCGGGCCCGCCUUGACAAGCUCUCCAUCCUCAGGCUGAUUGUGGGCUAUCUAAAGGUGAAGAGCUACUUCACAGCCACCCUAAGGGACAGCAUUGAAGACUGCCCAGCCGACCCACCCAUGAAUCCAGGAGGAAGUGAGCAUACCUCUCCACAGGUCAAUCUACAACUGUUUCCUGAAGGGGACUUGCUUCUUCAGGCUCUCAACGGCUUCCUCAUGGCUGUUACAGAGGAUGGCUAUGUUUUCUACGUCUCUCCCACAGUCCAGGACUACCUAGGAUUUCAUCAAUCAGAUGUCAUCUAUCAGAGUGUGUUCGAGCUGAUCCACAAGGAGGACAGAGCCAUGUUCCAGAGCCAGUUUCUCUGGCCUGCAGAUGCAGCACCUGUCAGCAGAGAGGGUGAGCAGGACAUCCACCGUAAGUCACCAAGGCUUGUGGGUGGCUCCUCCACCGACAGCCUGCAGCAUCAGCCCUUGGAUGACCCCUCCUAUCUGGAAAGAAGUUUUGUUUGUCGCUUCCGCUGCCUGCUGGACAAUUCUUCUGGGUUUCUGGAGUUGAAUUUCCAUGGCCAUCUGAAGUUCCUCCCUGGACAGAACAAUAGGUCAGAAGAUGGUAUCCUCAUGUCUCCUCAACGCACCCUGUUCGCCAUUGCAGCACCUCGCCAGCCACUCACCAUCCUGGAGCUCCAAGAUGAAAUAUUUCUUUUCCAAACAAAACACAAAUUGGAUUUCACACCCAUAGCCUGUGAUUCCAGAGGCAAGCUGGUCCUGGGCUACACCGACAGCGAACUCUGCAGGAGGGGCUCCGGCUACCAGUUCAUCCACGCGGCCGACAUGAUGCACUGCGCCGAGAACCACGUGCGGCUGAUGAGGACGGGCGAGAGCGGCCUCACGGUGUUCCGGCUGCUCACCAAGCAGGCUGGCUGGCUGUGGGUGCAGUCCAACGCCCGCCUGCUGUUCCGCGGCGGCCAGCCCGACUGCAUCGUCGCCCGACAGCGGGCCCUGACGAAUGCAGAGGGGGAGGAGCACCUGCGCAAGAGAGCCCUGCAGCUGCCAUUCAUCUUCACCACAGGGGAAGCCAUCCUGUAUGACAGCAGCCCCCUGAGCCCUGUGGAUGCCCUCCCAGCCAGGAAGAGGAUCAGGACAAGGAAGGGCACCCCCACUGGUCAGGGUCCUGUGCGCCCAGGCUCUCUUCUGGGAGCCAUGAUGCAGCAAGAUGAAUCCAUAUACUUGUCCUGCAUUGCCCCAACCCCACAAGGCUCACCCUUGGAGAGGUGGAGGUCCAAUGACAGUCAUGAGCACAAGGAAGAGAAAGAGGAGGAGGAAGACAACUCCCUCCAGGCUCUCACUGAGACCCUGCUGGAGAAGGACACAGAAGAACAGCCUGAUGUCUGCUGCACUCUCCAGCACCUGGGGGUCACUGACCUCAGCCAGAGAAAAUAUCCCUAG